AUGAACAACUCGGCACAGGAAGACGCAUUUCAAAUAUCAUGUCACAGUUUUGGAACUAGACAUUUUGUAAUAACGAAACUUAUGUCCGACAAAUUGUUAAUCAAUCGUAUUUUCGCAAUUGUUUUAAACAGCAUUUUGAUAACUCCUACGAUACUACUCAACGCUAUCGCAAUAAUAACGAUUUUAAAAUCUUCUCAACUGAAGAGCAAGCCUUGUUAUUUUAUCAUUCUUGUUCAAUCCGUGAUCGACUUGGUAGUUGGCGUUUUGGGCAUACCUCUAUUUCUUGCCUUCCUUAUUCAAGGUAUCACAGGCACCUCAAAUUGCGUUGGAGCAUUACUGGCGAUACAUUUCCCAGUCCUGCCAAUUGGAGUAUCUACUAUUACAUUAUUUGCUAUGACAGUGGAACGAUACAUUGCCAUCUUACAUCCCUAUGCUUAUAAAACUGUGGUGACAAAGAAGAGAAUUUUGGUGUAUGUCGGUUGCGGUGCUGUGGUCACAUUUUUUGUGAUCGUUCUUUCUUUUCGCAUCCAGUCUGCGAUUACGAUAUUUGGGACGUUGUUGGUAACUCUUGUAUUUUUGUUUACUGCGUUUGCUUGCACAAGAAUAUACUUGGUCGUUAGAAAGUUGAAUGGUUCACAGAACCAACUAUCAAAUGUAGAAGAAGAGAAUUUGACAAGAAAGAAACUUUUUCGGCGAGAAAUCAAACAAGCAAAAUCCUGUUUCAUGGUUGUGACGUGCUUCUUCAUUUUAUCAUUCCUGCCGCCAAUGGUGUUUAUCUCGUAUAAAAACACUGACGAAAGGGAGUUUGGAGCCAAGGACGUCUGGUUGUGCACGAUAUCCAUGUUUAACUCUAGUGCCAACUCAGUGAUCUUCUUUUGGACUAGGACGAUGUUGAGAAAGGAAGCAAAAAAGAGAUUACACUUUAUUUGCGCGCGUUAACCCCCCUCCCCCCGCUUAUGUUAUGUUAUAAAUGAUACGAACGAUAUCCGGACGAGUUAUCCAUAGUAGCGAGGAAAUCUACAGUAUAUGAAAUGCCAUUUCAUGAACUUUGAGGAAAAUAUUUUAAUGAAUUGUGAUGGCAGUGAUACUGUUAUAACGAGUAAUUUUGUGAUUGCUUCCGACUUUAUCGUUUUGUUGGAAACAAUUAUUGUCGAUUUCAUAUUAUUUUUCAAAGCGCGGUUCCCAAGUUUGUUGUCAACUUGCCAAUUACGUUUCCAAAUUUCAGCAAGUUCAUUUCAAAGUUCGAACUUCGAUUGUAAACAAAUGUAAAAAUUUCAUUUAUAAAUUUAUUUAAAAAGGCAUGUUUCGUCUUGGGAGACCAAUGGACCAAAAUUUUACUGCAGUAAUAUGCAUGUGCAUAUAGGGCCUUAUAGAGUAGUUUCAACUCCAACUAUAAACAUUUGUUUACAAUCAAACUUGCGAACUUCAUUGCGAAGUUCACACCCAACUUCCGAACUUGACAACGUAAUUGGCAAGUUCGCAACGAACUUGGGAACAGCGUGUUGAAAAGUUACCUGAAAUCGCCAAUAACAUAUAAUGAAAUGUAUCGAUUUUUUGGGAGGGAUGCAGAGGAAAGCUAUUAAGAUUAGAUUACAUGAACGCAGGAGAGCAGUUUUGUAAUGAACUGAUCAACUUUAAAGAUAAAACGUCUGGAACACAAAGCCAGGCACAUAAUUUGUGGCGAUAUACAUGGAGUAUUUGCAUACAAAUAUUUCAAAGAUAGUCGGUAGUUCGUCGUACGCCCAUGUAUGCAGCUAAUUCAAAAAAGGUUGUCCUUUGCAAACCUUAAACUCUGAACCUUAAUUUAGAAGUCAAGUCCGUAUGUAAACAAACGGUUUGUUUGCAUUUUGAACUGCUGUAUUUUUUUUUAAAAUACGAUGUACUGUCUGAAUAUCUAAGGGGCCGAUAACAUGGAGAACUUUCAACUCCGGGGUUGAACUCAGCCCUGUUAACCGGGUUGAAAUGUUUUGCGAUUAAAUGGACGAUUUCAACCCCGGGGUUGAAACGCUUCCCGGAGGUAAAAAAGCCUUUAUUUUGUUUUCUUGUAAUAAACUAGUCACUACCACGUAUGCUCGAAUAACUCGUGAUAAUUUCAGCCCUAGGUUGAAACGAUUACAUGACAAAAUUUUCAACCCAGGGCUGAGUUCAACCCUGGGGUUGAAAUUUCAACCCUGCUAGCUGAAGCAGGGUUGUCAUUAAUAGGUUGACAUGUAAUCGCGCGUUUGAUUUUGAUAGAGGUUUGUAUUACAGACAGGGCUGAAAUUUCAACCCGGUAAACAGGGCUGAGUUCAACCCCGAGGUUGAAAAUGCUCCAUGUAAUCGGCCCCUAACACUAUUUUGGUUCGCUAUGCUUCUAAAAGAAUAUGAAAUAGAGUUUAUGUUCAGAAAAAUUCCAAACGCUCGAAAUUUGGGCAAUGUUUACAUCAGAGGGCAAUGUUUACAUCAAUGUUUACCUCACAUUGUUAUGAGCAGAACCGAUGCGCAGAACCGAUGCGCAGAACCGACUUCCACUUUAAACUCUAAGCGCGCAAAGCUUAAUGGGAGCACAAGUUUCAAGCUUGUAUUUGAAUAUUGCAGGUAUUUGAGAAUGAACUGUUCUCGUAAGGAGAUAUUUACCAUGUCUCUAAAAAAUGGGUCCCAUAUGUGAUUUCUAAACUUAUUAAAUGAUGCUCCAAUUAUGCAUUGCACGCUUAGAGUUUAAGGUUUAAAGGUGAUCUACAGUCUGUAUGUAAACAAAGCCUUUGUUUACAUUUUUGUGUCCAAAAUAUUGAGCUUUAUUCGACAACUAUUUAUAUUUUCAAGCUUCUAGAGUAUGAUAAAUGAUCAAGAAACAACAAUUAGGCUUUUCAAGAACUCAAAACAUAGUUAAACUGUUUGUAUCAUAAAAAGUGGGCUCAUUUGUGCACAUGCGCAGAUCGGACUGUAGAUCACCUUUAAGGUUUAGAGUUUAAGGUUUGCAAAGGACGACCUUUUUGAAUUAGCUGUAUACAGGGUGUCUCAAAGGAGAAAAGAAACCUUAAAACCCGGCGCACACUAGUGCAAGUUACCAAUUACGUGCGAUAAAAAUCCUAGUGUGCGGGGAAAAUAUUCAGGAUUUUUGUCACUCGUGUCGUGAACAAGAAAUAUAUUUUCUGUCAUUCGUGACAAGAAUCCCUAGUGUGCGUCAAACAGCUCAUCGCAACUCUUCGCAGCAAAUAAGUGCGCAUUUGUGGUAUUCACCAAAACAACAUGCGCACUUCUUUGCUGCGAAAAAUUGGGAUGAGCUUUUUGCCGCACACUAGGAAUUUUUGUCACGAAUGACAGAAAAUAUCAAACCUGUUUGAUAUUUGUUGUUCACGACACGAGUGACAAGAAUCCUGAAUAUUUCCCCGCACACUAGGAUUUUUGUCGCACGUAAUAGAUGAUUCCCCUUAUUACGUUUUCGUAGCGCUUUGCAUUGUGGUUAUAGUGGUAUCACUGAUAAAGAUAACGGCCUCGAAUGAAAAUAUUGAAUGUUUUCGCGAAUAUUUUGCUGUUGGCUAGCGUGCACCUGACCCUAGCUUUUUUAAAAGUUCUUACACGGGUCAGGACAAAAAUAAGCCAUCUUGAAUAUCAGUGAUACCACUAUAACCACAAUGCAAGUGUGCGUGAGACCUUUAGAAAUUAAAAUAUCCUUGUUAAGCACAAGGAUAUUCUGCUCUGGGAAUUUAAAAUAGUUUCUGAGAGCAGUAACGGAGAAUAACUACACAAAAAAGAGUCAAAUUACAAAUUAGUCAUACUAUCAGUUCCAGUAAAAAUGGUUCAACUGACGACAGAGCAACGAGAGUUUUUACUGUUUUACGCGCUGUGUUAAAUUAAUCAGCACAUAAUCAUAUGUUGAACGAAACCAAAAACGUUUAAAUUACGUUCCAUGAUUCAAUUAGCCUUUCCCACGCCGCCAUUUUUGGGUGGCAUUUCAGCCGAAGUGCCACCCAGAGCGAGAUAAGUCCACAUAACAGCGACUUUUUAUAAUUUUUUUGACAAAUGAUGGUAAAUUUGCUUUGUAAAUGGUUACUUAAUUCUGAAAGAUUGCUUUUCACAUUGUUUUAAUUGUCUGAAAUGGUUAACGAGAAUUGGAUGCCACUCAAAAAUGGCGGAUAUUCGUCAUCGUGAGAAAGGCUAAUUGUGUUUACGCACCCAUGGGUUUAGUAUACAUUCAAAUUACAACAAUAAGGUGAAUUUCUAAAGUCUCUUUUUUUUAGACAUGCACCCUGACAUUGUAAAAAUAUAUUAAUUAAGAAUAAAAUAAAUACAAAUUUCUGUUGGGUUCUCAUUUAUUCACGUUUGUACAGAUGCAUUUCUAUAAUUAUUAAUUCUAUCAAUAAAACGGUGUAUUCAAUGAGCUCUCGUUACUUUUUAUUCUUAACAGUUACAGAUGCCUGUUCAGUUGAGCAAAUUAUCAUUCGGUUAUCUUAAUGAAAUAACCUUUUAAGUCAAUUCGGCUUUAGAAUACCAAACCAAUGGUUAUUCAACAUUGGCCAUUUUUAAUAUACAUGCAGGGUGUAUAAAAAUGGUAAUAUACUCUUGUGCGCUCAUUAUUGAUUGCACAGAUUUAAUCUUUAUUAAUAAAGAGUAAGGUUUGAGCUUUUGAAUGACACUUUUUUGUGUUAUUCCGAGCAUUUUCCUUUAUACCGAUACAAAAAGGUAUUAUUGGACAGCUAAAUGCCUGAAUUUUGUUGCUGUGUAAAAAUUUUAUCGACAUUAGUGGCCCUAUUCACAUUAGAGACGGACAAGUCGUCUAGACGAACAAAUCGUCCCUCAAAAAUGGUCUUCACAGACGGAAAAGUAGUCGAACAAAUUCAGAGGACUUGUUCGUCUAAAAUUUUGUCCGACACGUUUUCACAUCUGAUGAUUUGUCCCACUAAAAGACGAUUUUAAGACGAUUUGUUCGUCUAGAUGACUUGUCCGUCUUCUAAUGCGACAACGGCUAAAAAAUAUCUAACGCAUACGCGAACAUUCUAAUGAUUGUACCAUUUUUAGCGUUUACAAUACGAUCAAGAAGCUGAAAUCAAAUCUCUGGAAGAAGAAGUUCAACAGAUGCGUGCGAAACAUUCCGAAACCAUUCAGAAACUCAAAGCACAGUUCUUACACGAAAAGAAGCAGUUUCAAGAUCAAUCUGACACCAGGAUCCAAGCCAUGGCAAAACAAGCUAAUCAGGCGAGUAAUACACCCAUAGUGUAG
Messenger RNA from Paramuricea clavata, 5199 nucleotides. NCBI's taxonomy places the organism in Eukaryota, Metazoa, Cnidaria, Anthozoa, Malacalcyonacea, Plexauridae. The record is from the annotation of a GenBank genome assembly.